Messenger RNA from Lepisosteus oculatus (spotted gar), 4767 nucleotides. It is a transcript of the gene hspa12b, whose product is annotated as heat shock protein 12B. Lineage: Eukaryota; Metazoa; Chordata; Actinopteri; Semionotiformes; Lepisosteidae. The record is from RefSeq and is a predicted model, not a curated record.
GCUAGAGCUGCCGCCCGGGCCCGGCGCUCUGUGUGCCCGAGUGUGUGCGUGCUGGGAGUCCCUCUCCAUCUCUCUCUCACAUUCCACUGCCUCCCUGGGAGUGUCUCCGCCGUCCUCACUGCCUCCGCCUGGCGCUGGAUUGCACAAGGAGCAGAGAGGCAGGAAAGGAGGAGAAGUUGCCCACGUUUUUAAUUCUUCCUCCUGUUUUGUGUCUAGACUCUGGCAAGCUUUCCAGAGUGGAGCGCAACAUCUGCUGUGUUGCAGGGGAGCUGUGUUCUUUACUACACCAGGAAAGGAAGCUGAGCAGCAUUUCAAAGGCAUCUUCUUCUGUUCCUGAGUGGUGUGGACUUCACUUACAGCCCCUUCAGAGGACGAACGUGCAUUAUUUGAAGAGCGACGUGCAGAUGCCCCAUGGCAGCUCUCCUGCAGCCCAAUAUGAGCAGCCUACAGAAAGGUGCUGGAGGAGAGCGACUGGUGACCCCAUCACCCCCCUGCUCCCCCUCCCUUGGAGACAGCUGCAGCAUCGCGCCCCUCACCCCCUCCCCUUCUCCGAGGACAGUCCUGCGGCCCAGAUGCGUUCGGCCUUUCUCUGUCGUGGUGGCCAUCGAUUUCGGCACCACCUCCAGCGGCUACGCCUUCAGCUUCACCCACGACCCCGAGGCCAUCCACAUGAUGAGGCGCUGGGAGGGCGGUGACCCUGGCGUGGCCAAUCAGAAGAGCCCGACCUGCCUGCUGCUGACCCCUGAGCAGCGCUUCCACAGCUUCGGCUUCGCAGCGCGGGAUAGCUACCACGACCUGGACCCCGAGGAGGCCCAGCACUGGCUGUACUUCGACAAGUUCAAGAUGAAGAUCCACAGCACCACGGACCUGACUCUGGAGACAGAGCUGGAGGCAGUGAACGGACGGAAGAUGAGAGCCAUUGAGGUGUUUGCCCACGCACUGCGAUUCUUCAGGGAACAUGCACUCAAGGAGGUGAAGGACCAGUCCUCGGCAGUGCUGGAGGGAGGAGACGUGAGGUGGGUCAUCACAGUGCCGGCUGUAUGGAGACAACCUGCCAAGCAGUUCAUGAGAGAGGCAGCCUACCUGGCUGGCCUGGUCUCCCCAGAGGCCCCAGAGCAGCUCCUCAUUGCGCUCGAACCCGAGGCCGCCUCUAUAUACUGCAGGAAGCUCCGUCUCCAUCAGGUCAUUGACCUGAGCAGCCGACCAAUGGCCAACGGCUUGGAGCCCGAUGGGUCUCGCCUAUUUGAUUCCAGCUUCAGACAGGCACGUGAGCAGCUCCGCAGGGCCAGACACAGCCGCACCUUCGUGGUGGAGAGCGGGACGGGGGAGCUGUGGGCGGAGAUGCAGACAGGUGACCGCUACAUCGUGGCGGACUGCGGGGGAGGCACCGUGGACCUGACCGUGCAUCAGAUCGAGCAGCCGCAGGGCACGCUGAAGGAGCUCUACAAGGCGUCAGGAGGCCCGUACGGCGCUGUGGGGGUGGACCUGGCGUUUGAGGCCAUGCUGUGUCAGAUCUUCGGGGCUGAUUUCAUUGAGAGCUUCAAGGCGAAGCGGCCGGCUGCCUGGGUGGACCUCACUAUCGCCUUCGAGGCUCGCAAGAGGACAGCGGCGCCCGGUCGUCCCAGCGCCCUCAACAUCUCCCUGCCCUUCUCCUUCAUCGACUUCUACAAGCGGCACCGCGGGCACAGCGUGGAGACGGCCCUUCGCAAGAGCAAUGUGAACAUCCUGAAGUGGUCGUCGCAGGGCAUGCUGCGGAUGACGCCGGAGGCCAUGAAUGAGCUCUUCCAGCCCACCAUCUCUCAGAUCGUCCAGCACAUCGUGGCACUGAUGCAGAAGCCGGAGGUGCAGGGCGUGCGCUUCCUCUUCCUGGUGGGGGGCUUCGCGGAGUCGCCCAUGCUGCAGCACGCCGUGCAGCUGGCCUUCGGGCGCAGCUGCCGCAUCAUCAUCCCGCAGGACGUGGGGCUGACCAUCCUGAAGGGGGCAGUGCUGUUCGGGCUGGACCCCACGGUGGUCAGGGUGCGCCGCUGCCCGCUCACGUACGGCGUGGGCGUGCUGAACCGCUUCGUGGAGGGCCGGCACCCGCGGGACAAGCUGCUGGUGAAGGAGGGCCGGCGGUGGUGCACGGACGUGCUGGACCGCUUCGUCUCGGUGGACCAGUCGGUGGCGCUGGGGGAGGUGGUGCGCAGGAGCUACACGCCGGCCCGGCCCGGCCAGCGCAAGAUCAUCAUCAACAUCUACUGCAGCGGCAGCGACGACGCGGUCUACAUCACCGACCCGGGCGUGCGCAAGUGCGGCACCAUCACGCUGGACCUGCCCGAGCCGCCGCCGGGCGGCUGCGCCCGCGCCGGCCGCCGGGAGAUCCGCACCACCAUGCAGUUCGGCGACACGGAGAUCAAGGUGACGGCGGUGGACGUCGUGACCUCCCGCUCCGUCCGCGCGGCCAUCGACUUCCUGUCCAACUGAGGGACCGGCAGCCCUCAUCUCCGCUGCCCUGUGUCAGCCAGGCUUCCUUUGUAUUGUCUGCUGUAGCACCAUCUGUUGCAAAGCUGUGCUUGCUCUGGCUUCACUGAGCCCCAUGUUACUGUUUAAAGGUCUGCGGUGCACAACAGCCCCACCUGCUGGCUCACAGCCCCACGCAACCCCCUGCAGUCUCCCCCUUGUGGACAAUGCGCUCAGCAAAGCAUCGAUCCGACUCCCCAGCACCGCGGUUCUCGAUCCUGGCCCAGCCAAGUUCUUAAUCACGGGCCCACUUAUUUUCAGUGUUCUGUGUGAAGCCUUUUCUAAAAUGAGAUCUGAAGUGGGUAAUGAGCCCUUUGCUCAGCUGUGAGAGCUGACAUCUAACCAACUUGUCUUGAGCAGAAUAAAGGCACUGGAGCUCAGAAGGAGUGCCUUGACACAGUGGCAUUCCUGCCUGAGCCUGUUCACAGUCAAUAGAUCGCGAUUAAAAGCUGUUUGCAAGGAACUAACUGAGCAAAUAGUUAUUUUUCAGGUUGAGGAGAAACUACAGAAAGUUCUGUGUGCUGAUUUUUUAAAUCACUUUAAUUUUAAAUCAAUUAAGCACUUUAUUUUUAAAACUUUAAUUUAUGUUUUUGAAAUUAGUCCUUGCUUACAGAAAAAAGAAUAAUGAAAGCAAUCAGCACAGGCAAUUUAGGAACAAAAAAAUGAAAACAUGGACAUGGACAUGUUUUUCAGAAAUUGGGCCUGGAUUGAGAACCAAAGUUAAGCUUACGCUGGGAAAGAAACACAUCAACAUGCACGGCUGUUACUUGUAUUAUGACUCGCAGCUGCCUUAGAUAGGACAACACAGGCAGAGUAGACCUGGCAGGAGAUAUCAGGCUGGAGAAGAGGUCUCCUCCUGGGCAUCCCCAGCAUCCCUGCAGGGUGCUGUCUAACCCCACAGCACAGCGUCACAGGGUAGUCUCUCCUGGAAACUCCAUUUUUGUGACAAGGAGGUUUCAAGGGAGAACUCAGAUCCUGCUGCCUUAUAUGUACUCAAAAGCAGCAGUGCGGGAUGAGCCCCACACAAUACCACAAUUGUGAGAUGUGCAGUUAAGACUGGAUGAUUAGGUCCUUCACACAAUGAGAAGUACACAAACACAGCUGGGUGAACAUCCAGCUCUUUCCUUAUUCUGGAUGGGCGCAAGCAGCUAAUAGGAAGAAAACAGUAACCAAACAUACUGGGCCAAAAAAGCAUUUCAUUCAGAUGGCACUGGGGCAGCGUGAGAGUCGUGUGAUCUUUAAAAAUAAGACACAGCUUUUUCCUAAAAAUCCAGUUUUUAAAGAUUUUCAGUUCAGCUAGUAAAGACACAGUAUAUGACAUGAAAAGACCAAUCAUGACUGAUUGGACCCAUUAUACUCCUAUCGGUUCUCAACGUCUUUCAGAUACGAAAGCCUCACUGAGGGUAAUCCUGCAGGGGCCCGGUGCACCAGUUUUCACAGGGGCCGCAUACAGCGGUGCUUCUGGGUUGCAGCCUGAUCUCUUCUGGCCUCAGAAUGUAACCCAGGCUGGGCCUGGUCAGCUGUAAGGGUUCCUGCUGAUCAGUGGGCCGACUCUUCCCUGAGGAGCAGAAUGCCCAACAGGGCCAGGGAGCAAUCUCUAGAGCACAGUGGCGUGCUGCCUUUGCCAUCUGAAGGAUCUACAAAUGAGAUGUUAAACCUCAAAGUUCCCCCUUAAUUCACCUGAUGAAGCAAUGUGUCAGCCUCCACCCCGGUCCGUCACUGGUGGACGAGAGUCUUCUCCUACGUGUAAAGCGUUUUGAGAUCAGAAAGUAUUGAAAUGUCUUUAUCGUUCCGGUGCUCUGAUUACCACUCCAGACUCCAGUUACAUUGUCUUCUGUCAUUACUGUUCUGUAUAUCUUCACGCUUCUCUGCAACUUGGCCAAAUACCCUGGUGGGCAUUACAAACUGCUGGACUUCUCCAUAAUUAUUUCUUAAUUUUAUAUUGACUUACCUAUCAUAAACAGAAAAUUGUAGGAUGGUUCUUUUUUUAACAUGGUAAUAAUCAUUUUCUCAUUUUUAGUGUUUUGUGUUCUUUCUCCUGGAUCCUGAUUUCCUGGUUGUGCAACAUUUUAAGACUUUACCAGACUCUGUACCAACACACAAACCUCAUCUCAGCACAAAUCCUAAAGGGUUUUAUUUAUAGAGAAAAUUGCAUAUCUUCUACUUGUAAUCUUUUUCAUUUCAAACCACUUUGUUCUACGCAUAAAUAUAUUGAAUUUUGUAUUUAUAUAUUUUUGUAUAACCUUUUUUCAAAGCUAUAUAAACAUA